Molecule: messenger RNA, 1197 nt
Organism: Beauveria bassiana ARSEF 2860
Lineage: Eukaryota; Fungi; Ascomycota; Sordariomycetes; Hypocreales; Cordycipitaceae
Product: meiotic recombination protein rec14
Exons: 4
Coding region: 1-1197 (398 amino acids)
Biological process (GO): translation
Cellular component (GO): Cdc73/Paf1 complex; large ribosomal subunit
Molecular function (GO): structural constituent of ribosome; protein binding
Source: RefSeq, a predicted model, not a curated record
AUGGCGGCCCUUCUUCCCCGAAUUGCCUCGCCGGCGCGGCUUCCUAUUCCUCAUCUGCCGUCGCUGGCUGGUAUUGCUAGCCGACUGCUCCCGACACUCGGCAUAGCUCUUCCCGGCAUCAGCAUCACCAUUCCCACAUUGCUGGAUGAUAUUUGGGAAGGCGUCCUGCGAGCUGUGCCGAAGAACAAGGUCUCCCACUCGAGGAAGAGAAUGAGGCAGCUGGCCAACAAAGGCCUCAAGGAUUCGAAGCAAUAUCUGACGAUACACACCGUCGACAAUGCACACAUAACGGACAUUUUUGCCCUGGCUUCUACUCCAAAGUCUCUUCUAUCUGCCGGUGGCUCUUCCACUAUCCAUGUGCACGACACGACAGACCCAGCCUUUCCCCUUAAGCAGAGCAUAUCAAACGCUCAUAAGCUAGGCUGCCAUCACCUCUGCACGUCGAGAAAUGGCCGGUACGCGGCCAGCGCUGGGUUCGGAGGUGAGGUCAAAAUUUGGGCCCUCAAUGCAGAAACGGGGGAAUGGAGCAACGCGGGCGAGUUGACCGGAAGCUCCGUCCAGGCGGGCGAGGUGUGGGCGCUGGCGCUCAGCGAAGACGGCGGCUACCUGGCCAGCACUACCAAUGACGGCAGGAUCAAUGUCUGGGACGUGGCCGACGAGGCCAAGCCCAAGAUUCGCGAGUACGAGACUGGAAGUGCAGGGUCGGGAAGUUUUGGCAUGUGCGUCGACCUCAGCAGGGAUGGAAAGUUUACCGCGAGUGGCCAUCAAAACGGUGCCGUCUACAUUUUCGACAAUGACACGGGACGCAUUCUCUACUCGCUCUCUGGACUGGCGAAACCUGUGCGAGCUGUGGCCUUUUCACCCGGAAACACGAGAUUGGCAGCCGCUGGUGACGCUGGCAUCAUUGCCCUCUACGACAUGAAGCACGGAGAACAUAUUGGCAACCUGACCGGCCAUUCUUCCUGGAUCACAACCAUCGACUGGAACGACACUGGAGAGUAUCUCUUGAGCGGAUCCAUGGACGGCAAGGUCAAGGUAUGGUCCGUGGAGCGGAGUGAUUGUGUAGCCACGCACAGCGAAACGGACAAGACGCUCUGGGCUGUUCGGUGGCUGCCCAAGAUUGGCCGUAGCGAGAUGUUUUGCACAGCCGGCGCCAACAGGAGUCUGUCGUUCUAUCGUGAGGCUACGGGUGGUUGA